This is a messenger RNA of Cottoperca gobio, 2192 nucleotides long. RefSeq names its product fuzzy planar cell polarity protein (gene fuz). Lineage: Eukaryota; Metazoa; Chordata; Actinopteri; Perciformes; Bovichtidae. Gene Ontology annotation, biological process: vesicle-mediated transport; non-motile cilium assembly. The coding region runs from base 320 to 1645 and encodes 441 amino acids. The record is from RefSeq and is a predicted model, not a curated record. The transcript has a single exon.
UCCUUUUGUUAACCUAGCAUGUUAAAUACGGUAAGCUAACAAAAGCAAGUGGUUAGUGAACCGACGAUAUGUUCAAGGUUUGCUGCAUGGUAUGAUAUAUCCUGUCUUGCCGUUGUUCGUACCGGUAUCAGCCUGCUGCUUGGAAACGGUUUAACGUUAGGUGAUGCUAACGGCUCAACACGGUGCUCAUCCUCACUGAUGUGACGCUAGAACCUAUUGUUAGCUGGUCUGUUUGGUCAAGAAUCGGCUCAAUGAAGACCGUUAGUUGAGUGGCUCCAUAAUCUGCUGCAGCUGAAAACAACACAAGACCACAGCUAGCAUGAUGAUGCUCCAGCAUGGGUCAACACAGCUCCUCUGCCUCACAGCCAGCAGUGGGGUUCCUCUUUUCACAAGAGGAGCCUCCAAACAGCUGCCCUUCUCUGUCAUCGGCUCCCUGAAUGGUGUCCACAUGUUCGGGGGUGGUCAGGAAGUUGUGUUGUCCUCGUGUGAGACUGAAGGCGGGGGUAGAGUGGUGUGGAGAGUUUUCCAGGACAGUGUGAUGCUCAUUGCUGUGAGUGGAGGUGGACAAGGUAGUGGAGGUGGACAAGGUGGUGCAGGUGGCAGCAAAGAGGAGGAGGUCCGUUUACAACGCCUCCUGGAGAAUGUGUGGAGCUGCAUGGUGCUGGUAUUGGGCCAGGAUGAGUUGACUAAUGUCAGGAAUGUUGAGAGGCUGAAGAGGGACUUGCGGUCCUGCUUCAGCCUCAUUGAUCAACUGUUGGAGGACAGGCAAGAGGGCAUACUGGGUAACCUGACACACUGCGCUGAUUCACUGCUGCCUCCAAACCCCACUCUUCUUCAAGAGGCUGUGGAUGGCUUUGCUCAGGCAUCAGACAGUGAAUUUGGCUGCCUUAUCGUCCAUGGCCGGAUAGCUGCAGCAACUGAGAAGUGGUGGCGCCUGGCACCACAGGAAGUUGUGCUGCUCUCUGCUUUGAUGCGGUCCCUCUCAGCCUCUGGAUCAGCCUCUUGUGAUUACCCAGUUUUCCUUCCUCAGGGCAGCCCCACCGUGGCCCACCGCCUGCUCCGCUUCCAGCUGCUCCCUGGGGCAGAUGUGUGUGUGCUGUGCGGCCCAACACCUUCCCUGCACAGAGCCGAGAGUGGGAUAGUGGGUCGUUUCUGGACACCCCUUGUGGAGACCCUGAGAGACUGCCUGGCUGUUGGAGAGCGCUGCUUACCACCAUCUGUAUCAUUGCGCCCUGAUGUGCUGGCACUUCUUCUCAUCAACCGUGAAACACGUCGCUCAGUCUCCUGUGUGCGGACUUUGACUAAUCAUCCACUCGGUGACCCUCCUUUACCCUCCAAGGCCCGCUGUUGGGAGCUACUGAAGCUCUUCUACAUCUUCAGCACGACACGCUACUUCACCCAGGAGGAGGCUUUGUGUGUCUCCCCUGAGGAGAAGGCUCAGAGAGGCAACACUGAAGACUUUGUCCUUGGAUUUUCCCACCAGCCGCUACAGUGCUAUCUAGUUACAGAAGAGUGCAAAAGCUAUGGACUUCAGACUCCACAACACCAACUCUUCCUGCUCAUCCCACUGUCAGUGCCCACCUUUGCGCUACGUACGGUGGCCACACAGACUCUCUCUGAUAUAGUUGCAGCCCCUGGGUUUUAAUUGAACAAUUUACUUAAUUGACGGUCAACUCACCAUCUUUGACCUAAUAAUAUAAACUGACAGGUGAAUUAGCCGCUGCUGUUUAGAUUUUUCUUAUACCUUUAUUGAUGACUAUAAACAUAUGUACAAGUUGACUAACUGAUCUAGAGGCAUACAAAUUACCGUCCAUCUGUUUUAUAUUUCGUAAAGACAAUCAUAAAUAGACCAGUGGUAAGAGAUGCACAAUAUAAAAAGGUUAUCAGUGGUUAUUUUUUACUAAACUAACAACAAUUAAAAAUGUCAUACCAAAGUGAACUGCUUUGAGCUUUGUUUUGCAUUCAAGAGACAAAGUCACUGUUGCACAAUUGUGUCUAACUUCACUGGCUUCAAGGCUGUCUCUGCCAAAGUAAUGAGGUUAGACCUACUGAAUACUAACAUCAUCACUGAGAUUGCAACUGUAUUUCAAAAUGUAUUGGAGAAUCAUGGGAACAUGUUACGCUGGCAUGAAUAAGUGCCUGCUGUUUGUUGUUUUGACAUGUUGAAUCCUAAAUAUAGUUGGUUACUUUCU